GUCAAAGAGUUAUUGGUGAACCUGUAGUUUCUGGUUUGACCCUUGAUGAAUCAGGCCUUUGGGACUCCGACUUCACAACUGCUGCAAAAUAUGUUAUGAGUCCUCCAAUAAGGAAAACAGGACAUGACAAAGCCCUCCAGGAUGCACUUGCUACAGGAAUUUUGCAGCUUGUCGGAACUGAUCAUUGCACAUUCAACUCAACACAAAAGGCAUUUGGGUAUGGGGACUUUAGAAAAAUUCCGAAUGGCGUUAAUGGUAUAGAGGAAAGGAUGCAUCUUGUCUGGGAGACAAUGGUGGAGUCUGGGAAAAUAUCUGUAACAGAUUAUGUGCGUAUAACAAGCACUGAAUGUGCUAAAAUAUUCAACAUAUAUCCUAGAAAGGGAGCAAUUCUAGAAGGUUCUGAUGCUGAUAUAAUUGUACUCAAUCCUAAUGCAAGCUUCAGAAUAUCUGCUAUUUCUCACCAUUCUAGAUCUGAUACUAAUGUGUAUGAGGGGAAAACUGGGAAGGGCAAAGUGGAGGUGACAAUUUCAGGAGGAAGAGUGGUCUGGGAAGAGGGAAAUCUGAAGAUAACUUCAGGUUCCGGGAAGUACAUAAAAAUGCCACCUUUUAGUUAUCUAUUUGAUGGCAUUGACAAGGCAGAUGCUGCUUAUCUAGCUUCUCUUCGUUCUCCAGUUCAUAGAACUGCAGCAGCUUACUGA
Dendrobium catenatum is the source of this 698-nucleotide messenger RNA. Its product is annotated as dihydropyrimidinase. The record is from RefSeq and is a predicted model, not a curated record. Gene Ontology annotation, biological process: pyrimidine nucleobase catabolic process. Gene Ontology annotation, molecular function: dihydropyrimidinase activity. NCBI's taxonomy places the organism in Eukaryota, Viridiplantae, Streptophyta, Magnoliopsida, Asparagales, Orchidaceae. Gene Ontology annotation, cellular component: cytoplasm; cytosol.